Molecule: messenger RNA, 1461 nt
Organism: Gracilinanus agilis (Agile Gracile Mouse Opossum)
Lineage: Eukaryota; Metazoa; Chordata; Mammalia; Didelphimorphia; Didelphidae
Product: unconventional myosin-Ig-like
Exons: 12
Coding region: 1-1461 (486 amino acids)
Biological process (GO): actin filament organization; vesicle transport along actin filament
Cellular component (GO): myosin complex; vesicle; actin cytoskeleton
Molecular function (GO): actin filament binding; microfilament motor activity; ATP binding
Source: RefSeq, a predicted model, not a curated record
AUGAAAGCUCUGUUUGAGAAGGGUCGGAUCUACACAUAUAUUGGUGAGGUGGUAGUAUCGGUGAACCCAUACCGGGAGCUGCCCCUGUACGGACAAGAGAUGAUCGCUAAGUACCGAGGACGAGAGCUCUAUGAGAGACCCCCUCACCUCUAUGCAGUGGCUGAUGCUGCCCAUAAAGCCAUGAAGCGCAGAGCCAAGGACACCUGCAUUGUCAUUUCAGGGGAGAGUGGAGCAGGCAAGACAGAAGCCAGCAAGCACAUCAUGCAGUACAUUGCAGCCAUCACCAAUCCCAGUCAGAGGGCAGAAGUAGAAAGGGUCAAGGAUGUGUUGCUGAAAUCAACUUGUGUGCUAGAGGCCUUUGGCAAUGCCCGAACCAACCGCAACCACAACUCCAGCCGAUUCGGCAAGUACAUGGACAUCAACUUUGACUUCAAGGGAGACCCAACGGGAGGCCACAUCCACAGCUACCUCCUGGAGAAGUCUAGAGUCCUUAAGCAACAUUCUGGGGAGAGAAAUUUCCACUCCUUCUACCAGCUGCUGAGGGGAGCCAACGAUGGGCAGCUCCAGGACCUGAACUUGCAGAGAGACCCAGCUUUGUACACCUUUACCCAGCAAGGGGCAGGGCUUAGCUCUUCAGACAGUGAUGAGGCCAACUAUCGGGCUGUAAUCCAGGCCAUGAAGGUUAUUGGCUUUAGCCCCGAUGAGAUGGACUGUGUACAUCGGAUCCUUGCAGCCAUUUUGCACUUGGGCAAUAUCCAGUUUGUGGAGACUGAGUCAGGAUUGGAGGUGGCAGAGGAGAGGCUGGUGGACCACGUGGCAAAACUGACAGCCACACCCCGGGAUCUGGUGAUGCGUUCCCUACUGUCUCGAACUGUGGCAUCUGGAGGUCGAGAGCUCAUCGAGAAGGACCACAGUGCCCCCGAAGCCAGAUAUGCUCGUGAUGCCUGUGCCAAGGCAAUAUACGAACGACUAUUUGGCUGGAUUGUGGGGCGCAUCAAUGAAGUGAUGGAAGCACGAGGCAGGGAUCCCCGGCGAGAUGGCAAGGACACAGUCAUUGGAGUGUUAGACAUCUAUGGCUUUGAGAUCUUCCCUGACAACAGCUUUGAGCAGUUCUGCAUCAACUAUUGCAAUGAGAAACUGCAGCAGCUGUUCAUCCAGCUUAUCCUGAAGCAGGAGCAGGAGGAAUAUCAGCGGGAGGGCAUCACCUGGCAGAAUAUCGAAUACUUCAAUAAUUCAGCCAUUGUGGAGUUGGUGGAGCGGCCCCAUCGGGGCGUGCUAGCCAUACUGGAUGAGGCCUGUGCCAGUGUGGGCACCGUGACAGACCGCCUCUUCCUUCAGAGCCUGGACACUCACCACCGACACCACCCUCACUACACCAGUCGCCAGCUGUGUCCCACAGACAAGACUAUGGAGUUUGGGAGAGAUUUCCGCAUUAAGCAUUAUGCUGGGGAUGUCACGUAA